This is a messenger RNA of Acomys russatus (golden spiny mouse), 4755 nucleotides long. It is a transcript of the gene Ncapd3, whose product is annotated as non-SMC condensin II complex subunit D3. The record is from RefSeq and is a predicted model, not a curated record. Gene Ontology annotation, cellular component: condensed chromosome, centromeric region; condensin complex. Gene Ontology annotation, biological process: meiotic chromosome condensation; mitotic chromosome condensation. The transcript is spliced from 34 exons. NCBI's taxonomy places the organism in Eukaryota, Metazoa, Chordata, Mammalia, Rodentia, Muridae. Gene Ontology annotation, molecular function: histone binding. The coding region runs from base 73 to 4755 and encodes 1560 amino acids.
UGAUUGGUCGAUUGCAAAUCCCGAACGUUGUGACUGGUUCGCGGAAACGUCUCGGAGCGCGCGCGGGAGCGGAUGCCAGCCGGUACCUCCAUGGUCGCGAUGGCGCUGCAGGAUCUUGGAAGAGACCUGCAGCCUUGGUGUCCGCUGGAUCUCAGCGUCGACUGGGUGAACACAGUGUGGGAACUGGACUUCACGGAGACUGAGCCUUUGGAUCCCAGGAUAGUAGCAGAGAUCCUAGAGACUGGAACAGAUGCAUUCACCAAACUCUAUGGAAGCCUUUUCCCCUUUGCUACUGAUGAAAAUGGAUCUUUAGAGAGCAUCUGGACCUUCUUCAUUGAGAAUAAUAUUUCCAGUAAUACACUGGUGGCAUUGCUCUGUCACUUUGUCCAGGAAGCACAUAAAAAAGAUGCCAGUGCACAGUAUCGAGAAUGUGGUCUUCUUGCUGCUGGACUCUAUUUUUUGCUACUAGAAGUACCAGGCAGCAUAGUCAAUCAAGUGUUCCACCCAGUGAUGUUCGACAAAUGCAUUCAGAUCCUGAAGAAGAGCUGGCCUCAAGACUCCAACUUGAAUCAGAAAAGAAAAAAGGAACAACCCAGGGGUUCUAAGGUUAACCAUAGGAGGGGCAGAAAAAGAGGAAAACCGCCAAGGAAGGAGGAUUACGAGGUAUAUGACUUGUCAGAAGAGGAAGAAGAGGAGAUGUAUUUUUCUGCCCGGGACCUUUCUCAAAUACGAAAUGCCAUAUUUCAUCUUCUAAAGAGUUUUUUAAGGCUCCUGCCCAAGUUCUCCCUUAAAGAAAAGCCACAGUCUAUUCAGACUUGUAUAGAGGUGUUUGUUGCGCUAACUAACUUUGAGCCAGUUCCUCAUAAAUUUGUGGUUUCACAAGCCAGGAACCUUAAUGAAGCAAAGCACAUAUCAGAGCUGGCCUACUACGGACUGUACUUGCUGUGCUCACCACUCCACGGAGAAGGAACUAAGGUUAUUGGUUCUAUUUUCCAUCAAAUGCUGAAUAUAAUAUUGAUGUUAGAAGCAGGGAAAAGGUCCCAUUGUGCCCCCCUUACCAUAACCUCACACGCCAUCAAUUGUAGGAACCAGGCAGUCCAAUUUAUCAGCUCACUUGUGGAUGAACUGCGGGAGACUGUAUUUCCAGUACUUGGUACUUUACUGCAGCAUAUCUGUGCCCAGGUGGUAGAUAAAGCCGAGUAUCGGACCUAUGCAGCCCAGUCCCUGGUCCAGCUGCUUAGUCGGCUUCCCUCUGUGGAGUACGCUUCGUUCCUUGCCUGGCUUUACAAAUACUCACGAAGUUGCAAGAUUCCACACCGGGUUUUCACCCUUGACGUUGCUUUAGCUCUCUUAGAGCUGCCUGAAAGAGAGGUGGACGACACAGUAUUCCUGGAGCAUCAGAAGUUCCUAAAGCAUAAGUUCAUUGUGCAAGAGAUUAUACUUGAUCGUUGCUUAGACAAGGCGCCGACUGUGCGCAGCAAGGCACUGUCCAGCUUUGCACAUUGCCUGGAGUUGCCCUCUAACAACACGUCAACAGUCUUCAUUAACAGUGAGUGGGAGGGGCUAGAGGCAUGGCUCGGAGCUUACCUGCUUGCUGUGUGGACGGCUGUCAGCUGCUUCCCUCCAGCCUCGUCCCCUGGUAUCCUGGGCAGCAGCUUGAGCUUGUCUCUGCCAUGUUCACUGAUGUUCACCAAGGGCAACCUGGGCAGAGAGCUAGGUAUUUUCUUGCCCUGGCUGGGAAAGGAGCUCGGUGGCAGCGAGCAGUUUAUACAAUGUAGUCCAAAGCACUUCGCUAGCCAACAGUUGUGCCCGGUGUUUCUCAAGGCUGUGACUCUUUGGUGUCGGUCAACAGAGAGAAGCUUCAUGACAGUGCUGAGAAAAAGAACCAAGGACGAGAAGACCAAUGUCAGGAAGUCUGCACUCCAGGUGUUGAUGAAUAUUUUGAAACACUGUGACAUCUUGGGCAUGGAGGAGGACCUGUUGAUCCUGCAGGACCAUUGCCGAGACCCUGCCAUCUCUGUGCGGAAGCAAGCCUUACAGUCCCUCACGGAGCUUGUUGUGGCCCAACCUACAUGUGUCCCAGUCCAGAAAGCCUGGUUGAUGGGAGUCAUCCCAGUGGUGAUGGACUGUGAGACCACGGUGCAAGAGAAGGCCUUGGAGUGCCUGGACCAGCUCCUGUUGCAGAACAUUAAGCACCACAAGAAAUUUCACAGUGAGGACAGAAGCCAGGUGCUUGCUUGGGCCCUACUUGCUCUCCUCACCAUAGAAAGCCAGGAUCUGAGCCGCUAUUUAAAUAAGGCUUUUCAUAUCUGGUCCAAGAAAGAUAAAUUCUCAUCCGCUUUUAUAAACAGUGUGAUAUCCCACACUGACACAGAGCGUUCUGCACCAGCCUGGAUGCUGCUCUCCAAGAUCACCUGCUCAUCACCCAAGCUGGACUACACCAAGAUAAUGGAGUCUUGGGAGAGGCUCAGCAGAGAGCAAUCUCCCAAUCCGAACACCUUAGGCUAUAUGCUGUGUGUCAUUGGGCAGAUUGCAAAGCACCUUCCCAGGAGCACCCGGGACAGAAUAACCGGUGUUGUCAAGGGCAAGCUGACUGGAUUUCAGUGGUCUCUAGAGUUGAUCAGUUCAUCUGUUGACACCUUGCAAGGGCUUUGCAGAGCAUCUGCAAAGACGCUGCUGGAAGAGCAGGAACUGCUGAAGCAGGUGUGUGCAGACGUGCUCUCCACAUGCGAGCACCACCUGUCUAACGUCCUUCUGAAGGAAAACGGGCCUGGGAACAUGGACGAAGACCUGGUGGUGAAAUAUAUUUUCACCAUAGGAGAUAUAGCCCAGUUAUGUCCAGCCAUAGUAGAGAAGCGAAUCUUCCUUCUAAUCCAGUCUAUCCUGGCUUCUUCUGCUCACGCGGAUCAGUUACCAUCAUCUCAGGGGACCACAGAUAACCUGGCCAGUGAGCUGCCUUUCCAAGUCAGAAGCUCCGCCAUGCCUUCCGUGAUCAGAGCACAUGCCAUCAUCACUUUAGGUAAACUGUGCUUACAACAUGAAGACCUUGCAAAGAAAAGCAUCCCGGCCCUUGUACGAGAACUCGAAGUGUGUGAGGACGUGGCUGUCCGCAACAACGUCAUCAUUGUGAUGUGCGAUCUCUGUAUCCGGUACACUGUCAUGGUGGACAAUUAUAUUCCCAAUAUUUCCAUUUGUCUGAAGGAUUCCGAUCCGUUUAUCCGAAAGCAGACACUGAUCUUGCUUACCAACCUCUUACAGGAAGAAUAUGUGAAGUGGAAGGGCUCUCUGUUCUUUCGAUUUGUCAGCACUCUGGUAGAUUCACACCCAGAGAUUGCCAGCCUUGGGGAGUUCUGCCUGGCCCACGUGCUGCUGAAGAGGAGUCCCAGCGUGUUUUCCCAGCACUUCAUUGAGUGUAUAUUCCACUUCAACAGCUACGAGAAGCACGAGCAGUAUAACAGGUUCUCCCAGUCGGAGAGAGGGAAACAGCUGUUUCUGCUAAAGGGAAAGACAAACAAGGAGAAGCGAAUGAGAAUCUAUAAGUUUCUUCUUGAGCACUUUACAGAUGAGCAGCGAUUCAAUGUCACUUCCAAAAUCUGCCUUAGUAUUCUGGCAUGCUUCACUGAUGGUGUCCUGCCCCUGGACAUGGAAGCCAGCGAGUUGCUCUCAGAUACCUUUGACGUCCUCAGCUCUAAGGAGAUCAAGCUCUUGGCAAUGAGAGCACAGACGUGCAAGGACCUCCUGGAGGAAGAUGAUAUGGCUCUGGCAAAUGUGGUCAUGCAGGAAGCCCAGAUGAAGAUCAUCUCACAGGUUCAAAAGAGGAACUUCAUAGAGAACAUUAUUCCAAUCAUCAUCUCCCUGAAGACUGUACUGGAGAAAAAUAAGAUCCCUGCUUUGCGGGAGCUCAUGAACUACCUCAGGGAGGUGAUGCAGGACUACCGAGAUGAAAUCAAGGACUUCUUUGCGGUUGACAAGCAGCUGGCUGCUGAACUGGAGUAUGAUAUGAAGAAAUACACUGAGCAGCUGGCCCAGGAGCAAGCGCUGGCGGGACAUGCAGACGUCACCAAAACACCUGAAGGCGGUGACAGAGCGCAGGCGGUGCAGGUCGCUGCUGACUUACAAGCUGGACUGGCUGCUGCUGCUGCCGCUGCCACCGCCACCACCGCAACUGCCAGCCAGGAAAACGCUGCUGUGUCUCCAGCCAAGAGCAGGCCCUUAGCACCUGGGUCCAGCUUCACAGCAGCUUUGCCGCCCAUAUCCGAAAAUGGGCCCCUGAAGAUAAUGCCCAAUGCCAGGUCCAUGUCCCUGAGUACCAUCGCAAUCCUGAAUUCCGUCAAGAAAGCAGUGGAGUCGAAGAGCAGGAAUCACCGUCGUAGUUUAGGAGCUUUGCCUUUCAAUGUAGACACUGGAAGCCCAGAAAAACCCUGCAGCCAUGCAUCUUCCUUAAGCUUGGACCAAGAGUCUGAUAGACCUGUCAAAUCUGUAACUAAUCGGGCAAUCAGCACCCCAGAGAAGUCCAUCAGUGACAUCACAUUUGGAGCUGGGGUCAGUUACAUCGGGACACCAUCAACUCUGUCUUUUAAGAAAGAGAAAAUUGGAGCCCAGGAUGAGGAAAGGGACAUUUUAUGUUUAUCGCUGCCUGAUAAAUCGCCUCCACAGUCUCCACAGUGGAAUGUAAAGUCUCUAGCCGGGAACAAGGGCAACCCAAGGUCCAGCAGGAGGACACUUCGCAAGGCCCCUCUGAAGACAGCCAACUGA